AUGGCUCUCCUGCGGCAAUUCAUCGUCUUCGGGACAGACAGUGAACAAAAAGAAUCGGGUGGAAGUGCACAGGCUAACUCUGACGCCUGCCAAGCCGGCCUCGAGCGCUCAUUACGCUUCCUCCAGGCCCUAGUCACCCUCAUCGCCACUUAUCCAACCGCCCAACUCGCAGCCCUGCUCCGUCUGACGUCGAUCAGCGCAAACAUCCCGCCCCCAGCGUCAUUCUUGGAGCUGUCGUCCAAGACCAACCUGACCAGGCGCCUCCUGCGCCUCUUCCGCUUCCUGGAGCAGUUCAAGCUGGGUUGGGACUUUUAUGCCUCUGGUGUGCUCGACUUCGACACCUGGCUCGACGUGGUCGGCAAGACGUGCCUGGGCAUCUUUGGCAUGCUCGAGUCCGUCACUCUGCUGGACCUGCUGGAAAUUGACCAGCUGCAGAUAUUCGGUGCCGAGCAGACUGCGAACUUGAACUACCAAGCCCAGUAUUUUUGGCUCAUCGGUCUAUGCAUCUCCCUCUUUCGCUCGGGCACCAGGCUGUUGCACUUGCUGGGCAAUCGCAAAGCCAUCUCCAGCCCCUCGUCUAGCCACAACGUAGGAGAAAAGGAGAGCUCGCAAACUGAAAGCGAGCAUGAAAAUGGAGGCGAGGUAUCAUUGAAACAUGGUGUUGUAGCUGCACCAAAGGCGCCGGAAGAGAUUCAGGAGAAGGGAUCAUCCGCGCAUCGCAUGGAAGCAAAGAGCGGAGCAACAGAAUCGGGAGGUGCUAUCUCUUCGUUGUUGGUGAAAAUCCUGGCCGACGCUCUGGACCUGCUCCUCCCGGCGACUGCUGUUGGGCUGGUCGAACUGGAAUCCGCGGCCAUUGCAACAGCCAUGAUCAUCAGCACGGUAAUCACCGCCAAUGAUGUGUGGGCCAGGUGCGGCAAGGAAAUGUAUCGUCGAUAG
This is a messenger RNA of Trichoderma reesei QM6a, 936 nucleotides long. RefSeq lists its product as uncharacterized. Lineage: Eukaryota; Fungi; Ascomycota; Sordariomycetes; Hypocreales; Hypocreaceae. Gene Ontology annotation, biological process: peroxisome fission. Gene Ontology annotation, cellular component: peroxisomal membrane. The transcript has 2 exons. The coding region runs from base 1 to 936 and encodes 311 amino acids. The record is from RefSeq and is a predicted model, not a curated record.